GGCACAUACCGUACCAGACGACGCCGGUCGCUCGAACAGUCUGCGGAAGCUCGUCGCUAGCGACAUCAGGAAAAUGGCUGCUGGACCUGUGGACAUGGAGCUCAAAAAAGCGUUUCAAGAGCUGCAGAUGAAAAUGAUCGAAACAACGAGGCGUCUACGGCUAGCUGACGUGCAGAUCGAGAACCUCAAGAAAGGGGUCAAGUACGCCUAUUGUACGGGCGAAGUGAUCUCUGAGGCUCCGCCCGGCACGAGAAUGUAUCAGUCUGUCGGAAGAAUGUUUCUGGGUUCUGAUUUUGAGGAAGUUAUGAAGAAUUUGGAUGAUAAGAUAAAGACCUGCAAUGAGAAGAUCAAGAGCCUUGAGAGCAACAAGGCCUACUUGGAAAAGAGCCUCAAGGAGUCUGAGAACAACCUUAGGGAAAUGAUUGUUCAGAAGCAGAGCAUGCAUUGACAUGGCAAGGUUAGGUACUUAACACGUGACAUUAAUUAUUUAUGCAAAUGUUAGGAAAAUGUUACCACAUCAGGGAUCAUUCGAACCAUGGGCACCCAAAGUGAUGCCGUAAAAUACCUUCACUAGUUUGUUGCGACAUCUUAUUUUCAUUACCUUCCUGUGGGGAAACCAUUAAUAUAGCUUAUCUGCAAAAUAUUUUGAGCUUUUCACUAUGGUUACAUUGUUUUGUGCAAGACAACCAGAAAGUCAUUUUGUACACCGUGAAUUUGCCUCGAUUUUCUAAAAUAAACAGUUGAUGUGAAACUGAAA
This is a messenger RNA of Dermacentor andersoni, 757 nucleotides long. RefSeq names its product prefoldin subunit 1 (gene Pfdn1). Gene Ontology annotation, cellular component: cytoplasm; prefoldin complex. Gene Ontology annotation, biological process: protein folding. The record is from RefSeq and is a predicted model, not a curated record. NCBI's taxonomy places the organism in Eukaryota, Metazoa, Arthropoda, Arachnida, Ixodida, Ixodidae. Gene Ontology annotation, molecular function: protein folding chaperone.